This is a messenger RNA of Magallana angulata, 2649 nucleotides long. RefSeq lists its product as uncharacterized. Gene Ontology annotation, molecular function: scavenger receptor activity. Bases 250 to 1077 code for a protein of 275 amino acids. The record is from RefSeq and is a predicted model, not a curated record. Lineage: Eukaryota; Metazoa; Mollusca; Bivalvia; Ostreida; Ostreidae. The transcript is spliced from 6 exons.
CCGUGUGACUAAUUAAAACCCUGGUUGGCCUAGUAAUGAUGUUGAAUAGAAUAACUAAGCACGUUCAUUUCCUCCUAAAUCUCCUUCCUGUUAAUUUAUUCAGUUUGGUUAAACGUUGAUUUCUGAAACUUCCUUAUCCUCUUCAUUUUCUUACCAGAGGAUGACCUCUGAAUUCGUGUUCUGUAACCAUGCUUUCAUUUUUGUCCUUAACGUUCUUGUUAAAACUAUAUUGAGGAUUCUUUUAUCAAAAUGACAAUGUUUGACACAAGCCGCCUGUCUUUAUUAGAGACGACAAUUGUGAUCACUGAAUUACUUUCAACACUGUCUGCAAAAGACUGUAACAGGUUUAAUGGAAUUUGUUGCUACAAUGAAUAUUUCGACUCAAGCACUGGGAGAUGUUUAAGCUGCACAGAUGGAAGGUUUGGUAAAAAUUGUAACUUAUCUUGUACAAGAGGAUACUACGGUCAUCUCUGUUCAAAACCAUGUGAAUGUGAGGCUCACAUGUGUAAUGAACAUACUGGUUGUAAGACUCGACAGAAUGAGACUUCACACGAGAAAGAUCACAAUUGGGUGGUAGUAAGCCUCAGUAUAUUGGUGCCCAUUGUAGUCAGCGUCAUUUGUGCAGUAAUUUACCUCCGACGGGGAAUAAAGCGGUAUUUGCAACGUUUGGCGAAUCUCUGUCUAGGUAGAGAUGCAACAAAAUCACAAGGAUGCAACAUUGUUCAGCAACAAAAUUGCAUGGCAGUAGAAAUAGUUGCCAACGGGAAAAGUUUAUCUUCAGAUUACGAUGAAGUUCGUUUGUCUCAAUUAAUUCGUAAUAGUACUAAUCGUGCGAGUCUACAAUCAAGUGGAGAUAGAACGACGGGAAAUCCUGUUGAGGGUAAAUUUGCACAUUUUGAUGGCAUUGAUAAUGCUAAAAAUGAAAUUGCAGAUUAUAGUCGGCUAUUGCUGAGAAAAAAGCAGAGUACAUGCAUUUUGAUUGAUACAGUGGUUUCGGAGGAUGAUGGAUAUGCUCUUUUAAGAACAAAUGUCAAGAAAGAUACAAAUGCAGACGUCAAACCCAACCCAAAAUAUUAACAAUUCAAGAUAGUCAUUCUGCAAGAACUAAUAUUUAACACAAAUUUCUAAGCAAAUAUUUACGACAAGGUAGAUCUCCAUAAAACUAAUAUAAUGGACGAACAAAAACAAAAGCAAUGCAUGAAGAAGAAAUGAAGUCAGCUGAAGGAAAUUGUUUUUGUGUAUUUGAUGUUAUGUGAUAUUUAAAUACGUAUUUUAAACAUUGAAAAAUAUUUUUUUUUUAAUUGUUAGCAUGCUCUUUUAAUGUUGAUUAAUUUUUUUUGACGUAAAUAAAAAGAUCCCAAUAACAGGACAGAUGUAUCAAUAUUCCAAGGUUAUUUUGAAGGGUCAACCAACUAAUUACCAUUAAAAAAAAACUCAACUAAACUUACUGUAAGUUUAUUGGAAAAUUCUAUUCUGAGAGAAAAUCAAACAGUUCACAACACAUCGAUACUCCAAAUGCACACAGUGUUUGAAAAGUGAAAUAUUCAAAUAUUUGUCAGUGCAAAGUUUAUCUUUUAAGUAUUUUACAUGAAAUGUAAAAAAUAAAUAUAAUGUUUGUAACAAAUAUAAUGUUUGUAGAUUGCAGAGUGUGCAUUUGAGACAUUUAUAUGGUACUUUGCUCAUAUUAGUUUGCCGUUAGCACUAUCCAAUUCUUAUCAUUUAAAAUAAAAUAUUCAUUAAAAUAUUGGAUAGACAUACAAGAAUCUCCCUGUUUAAAGUUGUCAAUGUAAGGUUUGCCUUACUUUGCAUCUUGCAUGUGACCGUUGCACUAACAUAAAACAGUUCAGGUUUAGGGUUACCGUUUAUUUAAUAUGGCUAGGGAGAUUUUUAAACCUGACAGGAUGCAGUUAAAAGAUAAAACCUUUAAAAUUUUGAUGAUCAUAUAUAAGUGCAACAGCAAUCUUGUAUGAUUUAAUAAAUUUGAACCUGAUAGUGAACAUGAACCUCUAGAUAUGUGAAACUGUGUUUCAUAUUUGAAACAUUUGCAAAAACUCUUCAUUUAGUUUACUUUUUCAAAACUUAUUAUUGAAUUUUCAUAAGAAAUACUUUACAAUGUAAUUUGCCCCAAGCCUGAUUACUUCAUAUAUUCUUUUAUUAUCAUGUGAUUUGGAUGCGGCGUUAUGAAAACAACCCCUGCUGUAUUUUCUCUUUUAUCUUGAUUGAAUAGACCGUCGUAUAUGCAAAACCCUAAACUAUUGUUUUUGUUGUUUAAUCAUUUAUUUAGUCACAUAAUCCGAACACAGUAACAGUUGAUGGAUGCAAAGAAUUAUCAAAUUUUAAUAAUGCAAGCAAUUCCUCAAAGGAGAGACAUUAUGUAAAUUUUGGACUAUUAAUCGAUAUCAUUUGUUCAAGCAAAGUAACUUCAAAGUCAUAGAAAAAUUAAAAAUAACAAACAUUACCGUGUUUCAAUGGAAUGUCAAUGCUAAGUAUGUAUUUGAUAGUCAGUUGUCAAGAUAUCUGAAAGAGAAAAGACGUACCUUUUUUUUUUUUCAUGUACACAUGAAAUUCGUGUGCAAUGUUUUUAGUUUGUUAAUAAUCUUAUUAACAGUUCUGAUUCUAGAAAAAAUGUUAGUUUGUUAGUUCGUUAUA